This is a messenger RNA of Mytilus californianus (California mussel), 5733 nucleotides long. RefSeq lists its product as uncharacterized. The transcript is spliced from 2 exons. Bases 106 to 1242 code for a protein of 378 amino acids. NCBI's taxonomy places the organism in Eukaryota, Metazoa, Mollusca, Bivalvia, Mytilida, Mytilidae. The record is from RefSeq and is a predicted model, not a curated record.
CAUGAGGAUCUGAAUUGCACUGCUUCCAAUAUUGUGUACGGUAUUGAAUGUACUCUUUGUGGAUUGAUCUACGUCGGGGAAACUCGACAAAGACUCAAUUUUAGAAUGAAUGAUCAUCGGUCUAAUGUAAAUGAUCCUAAUAACAACAAAUUUCUCUAUAAACAUUUCAAUCAGCCUGACCAUUCUAUUGUUUCAAUGAAAGUCCGGAUUAUAGAGAAAAUAUAUCAUUCAACAAAUGACCCCAUAUUGAGUACACCAUAUCGUUUACAAAGAGAAGACUUUUGGAUAAGAGAGUUGGGAACAGCCAUUCCCUAUGAAUGCAAUGACAAAAUUGAUGGUGUAGGUAUUUUGUCUAGUCCCAGGUGUAGUACUGUCAAUACAUUACAAUUAUUUAAUACUUCUGCUCGACGAAAUAGAAGUCAUGGUCACAGAAAAUAUAUACCACCUGCUGUGCACACCGUGACAAUUGAUAGUCUGUUAACGUCUGUUCAAAAACCUUUAGGAAUUCAUCAUAUCAGAACUAAAUUAUACUCCAUUCCAUUGUCAAAACUUUUUUUACUAUUUCAAGAGGCCCAAAAUACUUCCGUUACUGAUUCUCGUUCUGUUUUGUAUAGAUUAGUUGCAAUAAUCAUGGACAUUGCUAACCAUAGACUAUUGAAACCCGUAUCGACUACAUCCAAAAAUGAGGAAAAACGUAAUUUUUUUAAGGUAGAAUUCGCCAAUAAAGGUUUAGAUGCUGUAAAUAUUAGCAAUAUUUUCCAUCAGAAAUCUGUACAAAAAACUAUACCUGAUUACUUCAAAAAUAAAGCUACACCUGUUAUUUCUUAUACUUACACCAAGUCUAUUGCAUCCAAGAUUUUCAACCACAAGAGAGUUUUGGAGGCCUUUAACCUCAAAGAUGUGAAAUCCAAGCCUCCGGAAUUCUCAUGUGCAUCGUCACAAUACAAGUAUAGUCCAGAUGGUCAUGUUAUUCCUGGUGACCUUGGCUUCGUUACCAAUGAACAACUAAGAGAGUUGUUAGCCAAGGGACCAAAAUAUAGAAUUCCCCAGCCCAUCAACUGGAAAAAGAAUUUCAAGUUACUGAUGGAUGCAGUUGAGGACUAUGCAAGAAAAUGGGUAAAGCGCGAACCAGACGAACCAGAACUGGACACUUUGUCUGAAUGGAUCAAAGCUAUUCGAUCAUGCAUUCAGAAGCGCAUUCAAAAACUACGAUGCAAUAUGAGCACAAGAGUUAUGUACUAACCCUUUCAAAAAUCCGGAUGUUGUGGAUGCUUUAUCCUCUUUGCAUGGCAAAUAUGUCGUUGUUCCAGCAGAUAAAGCCUCCAAUACUAUUGUCUUCAUAUGUAAAAACCAUUAUUUGCAAUGUCUCACAACAGAGCUUGGAAUAAAUAGAACUACUGGUAACCCUACAUAUUCUUUAACAUCAUUUACCAAGGACGAAAUUUUACAAAAUCACAAAUCUGUCCUUAUUUCUUAAUAAUACAAUAAUUCAUAUUUUGUGAAAAACCACACUGAAUCUACCAGAAAAUAUACUGAAGAUGAUAUUAUCAAAAUGCUGGACUUUUUGACCGACAAUAUAUUUGUUGAGUUUGGAGGAUUUAUAUUUCAACAGACAGUCGGUAUUCCAAUGGGAACUAAUUGUGCACCCCUACUGGCCGAAUUGUUUUUGUACUCGUAUGAAGCAGAAUUCAUUCAGAACCUUUUAAAAGGCGAAAAAGCACCUUGCGAAAUUCUUUAAUUUUACUUUCCGAUACAUGUAUAUUGAUGAUGUUCUAUCAUUGAAUAACCCAUAUUUCAGCCAAUACUUACAUCUCAUAUAUCCCAGUGAACUUGAAAUUAAGGAUACUACUGAUACUAGAAGGACUGCUUCAUACCUUGAUCUUUUCCUCAAUAUUGACACAGAUGGACGACUUCACACGAAAAUCUAUGAUAAACGGGACGAUUUCAACUUCCCAAUUAUCAAUUUCCCAUUUCUCAGCAGUAACAUACCCUCUGCCCCUUCGUAUGGUGUUUACAUAUCUCAAUUGAUACGUUAUUCUCGUGCUUGUUCACACUAUACGGACUUCAUAUACAGGAGUGUGCUCCUUACGCAGAAACUGCUCCAACAAAGUUAUGAGGAGGACAGAUUAAAAAUGAGACUCCGUAAAUUUUACGGACACCAUCACGAAAUGGUUGAUCCAUACGAUGUGUCUUUGUCCAAACUAACUAAGGACAUUUUUACCACGUGUUAGAUUGUGGUUUGUCAUUACGCCGUCUGAUCUUUUAAUUACCGAACGUGACUUAUUCCCGAUUGUGACUGUUUUACUGAGUGUGAAACCGCAUCCGAUUGUGACUGUUUUACUGAGUGUGAAACCGCAUUGCUAUAAGACGUGUCACGGUACUUUUCUAUCCCAAAUUCAUGUAUUUAAUUUUGAUGUUAUAUUUGUUAUUCUCGUCGGAUUUUGUCAAAUAUCUUAACGUCUUUUCUGUUAUUUUCGUGUGUUAUGGUAAAGAUAAUUAAUCACCCCCUUCAUUUAUUAGAUUUUAGUUUGGUUCAAAGAAAUUUAUACGAUAUAUUUGGUUUACAGUUUGAUUCAGAAGAAACACCGACAUAGCUAGAUAAUACAAUUAACUCAUUAUCUAAUUACUACCACAAUUUGAUAUUAAUAGUAUUGUAAUUUUCAUUGUUAUUAAUAAAUGUAAUGUCAGUAUUACAGAUCUAAUCUUGAAUCAAUCCUAAAUCAUCUUAUUUUUAUACGACCGCAAAAAAAUUUUGCGGUCGUAUAUUGGUAUGACGUUGGCGUUGGCGUCGUCGUCGUCGUCGUCCGAUGACACAUUGUUUUUCGCACUCUAACUUUAGUUUAAGUGAAUGGAUCUCUAUGAAAUUUUACCAUAAGGUUCAAUACCACAAAAGGAAGGUGGGGAUUGAUUUUGGGGGUUAUGGUACCAACAGUUAAGGAAUUAGGGGCCAAAAAGGGGCCAAAAAUAAGCAUUUUUGUAACUUCCAGACAUAACUUGUGUGUUAGUGUAUGGAUCUCUCUGACAUUGUACCACAAGGUUCCAUAUCACAAAGGGAAUGCUGGGAUAGAUUUUGGGGGUAAUUGCCUCUAAAUUUUAGGAAUUGGGGGCCAAAAAGGGGCAAAAAACAAGCAUUUUUCUAGUUUCAUGACAAUAACUUGUGUUCAAGUGUAUGGAUCUCUCUGACAUUGUUCCACAAGGUUCCAUAUCUCAAAGGGAAUGCUGGAAUUGAUUUCGGGGGUAAUUGCCUCCAAAUUUUAGGAAUUAGGGGCCAAAAAGGGGCAAAAAACAAGCAUUUUUCUAGUUUCAUGACAAUAACUUGUGUGUAAGUGUAUGGAUCUUUAUGAAAUUGUACUACAAGGUUCCAUAUCACAAAGGGAAAGCUGGAAUUGAUUUUGGGGGUAAUUUCCCACAACGUUCAGGAAUAAGGGGCCAAAAAGGGGCCAACAAUAAGCAUUUUUCUAGUUUCCAGACAAUAACUUGUUCAAGUGUAUGGAUCUCUCUGAAAUUGUACUGCAAGGUACCAUACCACAAAGGAAAGGCUGGGAUUGAUUUUGGGGUUAAAUCCCUAGAAAUUUGAGGAAUUAGGGGCCAUAAAGGGGCAAAAAACAAGCAUUUUUCUAGUUUCAGGACAAUAACUUGUGUGCAAGUGUAUGGAUCUUUAUGAAAUUGUACUGCAAGGUUCCAUAUCACAAAGGGAAAGCUGGGUUUGAGUUUGGGGGUAAUUACCGUAAAUGUUUAGGAAUUUUGGGCCAAAAAGGGGCCAAAAAAUUAGCAUUUUUCUAGUUUCCAGACAAUAACUUUUGUUCAAGUGUAUUGAUCUCCCUGAAAUUGUACAGUAAUCAUACAUGUGAACCUCCCGAAGGGAAUACAAUAAUCCCGUUUUCAGGGGUCUCCUCCCGACCUCCCGUUGAAGACAAAAAAAUCCUGUGUAUGAAAUAUUUCAUGAAUGAAAAAUUUCAGCCCAACAUAUCUGGUGUAACUGACAUUACCUGAAGUUAUAUUUUACCUGUAAAUCAAUUAACAUGAUAAUUAUAUGGCUUCACUUGUCACCUUGGGUGUCAAACAUACUGGUAAUCAACGAUUUUUACAUCAGGCUAACUGCCGUUGUGUAAUAAAACUUUGUAUAUUUAUAAAUGAAUGUUGGGUUACUUCCCUUGAUUUAUCCUGUUUUAAGUUACUUUCCUUUAAAUAAUGUAAAUUUUUAAAAGAAUAUAAAUAAAAUAUAAAUUGAACAAAUAAUCAUAAAAGGAUGGUAAUUAAAUGAUUUUAAAUGUCUUAGGACAAAUAAAAAAAUAAUAAUUUGAAAAUUAUUUGAGGGUUCUAUACUUCCUUUCAAGGCUUAAAUUGAAAUUUAUAUAUUAACUAUGACCCAUGAUUCCAGUUUGAAUGUGUUACUUAUCAUGCAUUAAAAAUCUACUUGCAUAAAGAUUAAAAUAAAAGAUCUACUUGCAGAUAGAUAAGCAAAUAUUCUGAUUGCAAUGAAUAAUGGAAAAAAAGAUAUGACCUAAAAAAUUUAAAGAACAUACUUAAAAAGAAGAAUGUUAGAUUGAACAAGUUGAAAGUUUAAAAAGAUAGAGAAAAUUUAUAAGUACAAGGGUACUAUAAACAUAAUACAUUCAGAUGGAAAGUUGAAGAAAGCACACUUUAACAGACAAUUUCUACAGCACACGGUUACAUUUACGACAGAAUUUAUGUCGAUUAAAAACCUCCUGAUCUGAGUCCUAAUCUCCUGACCAAAAUUUCCCAAACUCCUGAUCUUAGUUUCACAGUCCAUCAUAUGUACUGCAAGGUACCAUACCACAAAGGGAAGGCUGGGAUUGUGUUUGAGGGUGAUGAAUCAUAAGGGGGUUCAAAAAAUUUUGGGGGGAGGGGGAUUUUUUUUUCCUUUUUUUUCUUUGAAAUUUUCCAUUUUAAAUUGGUUAUUUCUGAUUUAUAUAUAAAAGCAAAUAAUAAUGAUAUGGUUUGAAUAGAUAAAUUAAAAAUUUUUAAGUUCUUAGACCACAUUCAUUCUGUGUCAGAAACCUAUGCUGUGUCAAAUAUUUAAUUACAAUCCAAAUUCAGUGCUGUAUCAAGCUUGAAUGUUGUGUCCAUACUUGCCCCAACUGUUCAGGAUUCGACCUCUGCGGUCGUAUCAAGCUGUGCCCCAGCGAAGCAUUUUAUUGUAACUUCCAGACAUAACUUGUGUGUUAGUGUAUGGAUCUCUCUGACAUUGUACCACAAGGUUCCAUAUCACAAAAGGAAUGCUGGGAUUGAUUUUGGGGGUAAUUGCCUCAAAAUUUUAGGAAUUGGAGGCCAAAAAUAAGCAUUUUUCUAGUUUCCAGACAAUAACUCGUGUUCAAGUGUAUGGAUCUCUCUGAAAUUGUACUGCAAGGUACCAUACCACAAAGGGAAGGCUGUGAUUGAUGAUGGGGGUAAUUGCCUCAAUAUUUUAAGAAUUAGGGGCCAAAAAGGAGCAAAAAACAAGCAUUUUUCUAGUUUCAGGACAAUAACUUGUGUGUAAGUGUAUGGAUCUUUCUGAAAUUGUACUACAAGGUUCCAUAUCACAAAGGGAAAGCUGGGUUUGAAUUUGGGGGUAAUUGCCCUAAACGUUUAGGAAUUUGGGGCCAAAAAGGGGCCAAAAAACACAUUUUUCUAGUUUCCAGACAAUAACUUGUGUUCAAGUGUAUGGAUCUCUCUGAAAUUGUACUGCAAGGUACCAUGCCUCAAAGGGAAGGCUGGGAUUGAGUUUGGGGG